Molecule: messenger RNA, 399 nt
Organism: Oikopleura dioica
Lineage: Eukaryota; Metazoa; Chordata; Appendicularia; Copelata; Oikopleuridae
Source: the annotation of a GenBank genome assembly
AUGAACGACUGGAACCGCCGGUACGAGCUCCCCACUCGCCCUCGGCGCCAGUACGACUAUGUCCAAAACGCGGAAGUGGACGAGCUGAUGCGCCAGGAGCAAGAAUUGCUGCAGAGCAACGAGCACGAAUGUCUCUACAACGACUGGCGCAACAAGUCCAAAGACAUGAACGAGCGCUUCGGCUACAAAGAGCUCGAGAACCUCGAAUACGAGCAGCUCACUAGAAUCAAGCGCGCGGCGAUGAAAAAACGAAAAAGCGCUUUGAAAUCGCUCUUGGAGUCGGAAAACGCGAAAUACACCGAGGAACUAGACCAAAUGCGAUUGACAAAGCUGGUUUCGGAAGAAUUCGUUCUCAAGACCGUCUUCCCGCCAAAACGAAACAACAAAUUCUCUUUUUAA